Messenger RNA from Zingiber officinale, 1221 nucleotides. RefSeq names its product peroxidase P7-like. Gene Ontology annotation, molecular function: heme binding; peroxidase activity. The transcript has 3 exons. Gene Ontology annotation, biological process: response to oxidative stress; hydrogen peroxide catabolic process. The record is from RefSeq and is a predicted model, not a curated record. Lineage: Eukaryota; Viridiplantae; Streptophyta; Magnoliopsida; Zingiberales; Zingiberaceae. Bases 69 to 1031 code for a protein of 320 amino acids.
UCCCCUGUCUCGUGUUCUCAGAUCUGUUACAACGUAUCUGAGCUUCUUGAUCAGUAUUGAUCUGAUCCAUGGCAGUAACAUUCCCUCGGAGAGCACUCGCGGUCUGCCUCCUUGCUCUGCUUGCUGGCUGCUCAACCGUCGCCGGGCAGCUGUCUUCGACGUUCUAUAAGAAAAAAUGCUCCAACUUGGAAAGCAUCGUCCUGUCGGCCAUGACUCAGGCCGUAAACAACGAGCCAAGGAUGGGAGCUUCCAUCCUCCGCCUCUUCUUCCAUGAUUGCUUCGUCAACGGAUGCGACGGAUCGAUCCUUCUCGACGACAACACAACAUUCACAGGAGAAAAGAACGCCGGACCCAACGCCAACUCUGUGCGCGGCUACGAUGUCGUGGACACCAUCAAAGCCAACGUCGAAGCCGCCUGCAAUGCCACCGUCUCCUGUGCCGACAUCCUCGCGCUCGCUGCCCGCGACGGCGUAGUUCUGCUUGGAGGACCGACUUGGACGGUGAAGCUGGGCCGCCGGGACGCGACGACGGCGAGCCAAAGCGCGGCGAACAGCAACCUCCCUGGCCCGGGAUCCAGCCUCGCCCAGCUCAGGACCUUCUUCGCCAACAAGAAUCUAAACGCCCGUGACCUCACCGCACUCUCUGGCGCGCACACUAUCGGCCAAGCGCGUUGCGUCAACUUCCGGUCCCACAUCUACAACGACGCCAACAUCAACGCCACAUUCGCGGCGCAGCUCCAGCAGAGCUGCCCCUCCUCCGGCGGCGACGACACUCUGGCGCCGCUCGACCUCCAGACGCCGACGGCUUUCGACAAUGCGUACUACCAGAACCUAGUGGCGCAGAAGGGGCUGCUGCACUCCGACCAGGAGCUCUUCAACGGCGUGUCUCAGGAGGCGCUGGUCCGACGCUACAGCACCGGCGCGGCAGCCUUCAACGCGGACUUCGCGGGUGCUAUGGUUAAGAUGGGAAACAUCAGCCCGCUGACGGGGAGCAACGGCGAGAUCAGAUUGAACUGCAGGAAGGUCAACUGAGGAUAACGGAUUCUGAUGAGUUUGUUGCUUAGCUUGGAAAAGAAAACUGAGUUUAUUGGUUUAAUUAAAGCAAAUAAUUAAGCAGAGAGACAAAAAAAAAUGCCUAAGCAAGCAAUUUAUGUAAUCAGAUCAAUCUUUUCUAUAAUAUCCGAGCAUCAAUUCAGAAUAUCAGUAUUAUUGUUGCGAUGUA